Messenger RNA from Bursaphelenchus xylophilus (pine wood nematode), 945 nucleotides. NCBI's taxonomy places the organism in Eukaryota, Metazoa, Nematoda, Chromadorea, Rhabditida, Aphelenchoididae. The record is from the annotation of a GenBank genome assembly.
AUGAAUAAUCAGGUAGGUCUUCAACUCUUAUUGUUGUAGUUUUUAGAAUCCGCCUCCGAAUGUUUAUAUGGGUGGUAAUCCCCAAUAUAUGGGUCAGCAGAUGCCGCCGCAACAAAUGGUGCCUCAGCAAGGCAUGCCUCAGGGCAUCGCACAACAGCCUCCAAUGUAUAAUCAAGGAAUGCCUAUGGGGCAAUAUUCCCAACAAAGGAUGAUGCAGCAGCAGCAACAACAUAUGAUGAUGGGGUCAGUCUGCCUGAUUUAUUACUUAUUUGAUCGUUUGGGCUAUGAUAUUAUUUAUCUUGUUUUAGAGAGCAUCAACAACCGAACAUGUUGCAACAGCAACAAAUGAUGGCGCAACAACAGCAGCAACAGAUGAUGUCUCAAGGCCAGUAUCAACGACAUCAGAUGGUCCAUCCGAGCUUCGGCCCUCAGAUUCAUCAGAAUUUGGAGCUGCCACUUCAACUGAAGAAGCCGAUCUUUGAGAGAGUCAAGAAUCUCCUCCCUCCCACGUUGUCCUUUGAAUUGUUGGAUAAGACUGAUGAAAUGAGUAUAAUUCAACUGUGUAUGCAAGGAAGGGAGAUUGUGACCGAACUAUCCAUCAGAUUUAUGAACGUUCUUACAACUCUGAGAAUGGGGGAUCGACGAAACCAUCUCACGGACAUUGAAGCCAUGUUAACUUAUAUUAGAUUCCUGUUUAAGAAGCUACUGGAAAUCAGGAUUAGAAUUGACAGGGCCAGGGUUAACGAACCAGAGGUCUCAGAUGAAAGUUUCUUCAAAUACAUCACAGAGAAGGAUGGCCCACCGGCAGAUGAGGCGUCAGAACGAAAGGAGAAGGCCCUCAAAACAUUCGAAACUAAUCGAAUAGCCAUUGUGAACAAAGGAAAUGCCAUCAAGAAACUGGAAUGGGUAUUCGCGGUCAUAGAUCCGCAAUAUCAGGAUAUGUAA